AUGCUUCUCGUUUUUGUUAUUGGAGCUUACGUUUAUCCCUUAUUGCUAUCUCUUGUUUACAAAACGGUGAUCGGUGUCUCACUGCAUAUGACAAUUGGAUACGCGAUUGAGCGAUAUAUAGCAAUGAAAAAUUUAGAAACAUAUGAGCAAAAGUAUUCAAAUAAUCGACUCAGUCUUUGGUUGUUGACUUCAACGCUCACUAGUGUCUUGUUUGAGGCGACAAUUUUCUACUGGCGCAUUCUGCCGGAUUGGCUUCCAUUUGUUGCUGCUUAUACGAUUUCUUUUAUCGGCGUCUUGAUCGCUUUCCAAAUGUGGAUGACAAUAUUUUUGGAGCCAUCAUUGAAGAAAAGAUUUCUAAGCCUGUUUAGAAAAGCUCCUAUUACAAGCAAUGGAGAUUUACGCAACGUUCUCGGGAAGAAAAUCAAGUACAAUAAUGUUGACGAAUCAAAUCUCUACUUUAAACAAUUGGAACAAAUGUGGAAU
Mesorhabditis belari is the source of this 483-nucleotide messenger RNA. Lineage: Eukaryota; Metazoa; Nematoda; Chromadorea; Rhabditida; Rhabditidae. The record is from the annotation of a GenBank genome assembly.